AAGUUAGAGAGACUCGAGCUUGGUCUAGCACGAGCACGGGCUGCAAUAAGGGAAGUUUUAAGGAAUCAAAGCCAAAAAUUUGAUUUAGUGGAUAGUGAUUACAUGCCACAAGGUCCAGUGUACAGAAAUGCGCGUGCAUUUUAUCAGAGCUAUCGGGAAAUGGAGAAGUUAUUUAAGGUCUACGUAUAUGAAGAAGGCGAACCACCACUAUUCCAUGAUGGCCCUUGUCGAAGCAUAUAUUCCACGGAAGGAAGGUUUAUUAAUAAUAUGGAAAUGGAAAACCAGUUUCGAACAAGAGAUCCUGACUUAGCUCAUGUUCACUUUCUACCUUUCAGUGUUGUGAAGAUGGUUAAAUUCAUUUAUCAGCCUCAAUCCUUCAACAGUACUGCUGCCUUAAAAAGAACAAUUGUCGACUAUGUACACACUAUCUCUAGAAAAUAUCCUCACUGGAAUAGAAGCCUUGGUGCCGAUCAUUUCAUGCUUUCCUGCCAUGAUUGGGGGCCGGACUUAUCCCAUGCAAUUUCUCAUCUUUACUCAAACUCGAUUCGUGUACUUUGCAAUGCCAACACGUCGGAAGGAUUCCACCCUUCCAAAGAUGUGUCCUUACCAGAAAUCAAUCUCAUAACUGGUCUCAACAAAGGAAUCAUCGGCGGACCAUCACCUUCCCGCCGACCAACACUUGCCUUUUUUGCUGGUGGCUUACAUGGGCCCAUCCGGCCAAUACUUCUGAAUCAUUGGAAAGACAAAGAUGAAUCUAUGCAAAUACACGAGUAUCUACCAAAAGGCAUAUCAUACUAUGAAGAGAUGAAGCGAAGCAAGUUUUGCAUAUGCCCGAGUGGCUACGAAGUAGCGAGCCCAAGAAUUGUCGAAGCCAUAUAUCUUGAAUGUGUACCGGUGAUCAUUUGUGAUCACUAUGUGUUACCAUUCAGUGACAUGCUGAAUUGGAAGGCAUUCUCUGUUAGUGUAACUCUGGAGGACAUACCCAAAUUGAAGGACAUCCUUAUGAGUAUAUCUUCAAGACAGUACAUAAGGAUGCAGAGGAGGGUGAAGUUUGUGCAAAGGCACUUUGUCAUGAACACUCCUCCAAAGAGGUUUGAUGUUUACCAUAUGAUCCUGCAUUCUAUUUGGCUUAGGAGACUUAACAUUAGGGUGCACCCCCAAGAUUGA
Messenger RNA from Dioscorea cayenensis subsp. rotundata (Guinea yam), 1167 nucleotides. Its product is annotated as probable glycosyltransferase At5g03795. The record is from RefSeq and is a predicted model, not a curated record. NCBI's taxonomy places the organism in Eukaryota, Viridiplantae, Streptophyta, Magnoliopsida, Dioscoreales, Dioscoreaceae. Gene Ontology annotation, molecular function: glycosyltransferase activity. The transcript is spliced from 3 exons. Bases 103 to 1167 code for a protein of 354 amino acids.